Molecule: messenger RNA, 1878 nt
Organism: Penicillium antarcticum
Lineage: Eukaryota; Fungi; Ascomycota; Eurotiomycetes; Eurotiales; Aspergillaceae
Exons: 1
Coding region: 1-1878 (625 amino acids)
Source: RefSeq, a predicted model, not a curated record
AUGUGCGUACAGUGCGAACGAGAAUGGGCCAAUAUAGUAUCUCACGACGACAACCAGGGUCAAACAUGCGAGGCUCGCCCUGUCGUCAAGGGCCUACAUAUUGAGAGACCGCUAGUUGAGAUCAAAGCUCGGAUGGUGAGCGUUCUCCCUUUUACCAUUCGUGAAGAUGCACCCCUGAGUGACCUUGGCUCGAUUAUCAGUACAGAGUAUGAAGAGCAGGGCGGUGUUCUUCUAGAUCCUUUCUACGACGUCAUUGAUACUCACCAAUCCCGCCAUGUGCACAGGGCUGACAGUAUUGCUAGCCCAAAAUCUACCAACUCGGCUUCACCACUGUUGCAGCACAGUCGCAUGGAAACACAGUCUAGCUCGUUGGAUCUGCCGCCUGCUCUUGUUGAAUCUUUCAUCUCAUCUCUGUCUACUUAUGACUACUUUACUUCCAAUUAUGAUAGCUCUGAGUAUGAAAAUUCUAGCGAGGGCAGUACUGACCAGUUGCCUUUUGAUGAAGAGCACCGGAUUUGGCAGAAUGGUUUGAUUGACGUUAAGAUGAUCAAGCCUCCUUCUACCGAUGAUAGCUGCAUUGCCAACUUCGAUGAUUCCAACGAAGAUAUCCUAGAGUUUGAACAUGCAGACCUGCACGCUACCACUGAGUCUGAUGAAAGCGACUGCGCUUUUGUUGAUGCCCGGUUCAAUAUUACAUCCAGUGUUGAUGAAUAUACCUACGCCACCAGUGAGGUGGAGUAUAAUUCCUCCAAUGGGUGGAUCGCUAACCUAGAGCGCACCGCAGCAUGCAUUGAAGCAACAGUCGCAAAAAGGAUCGAAGAGGACUACGAAAGAUACCGCUGCAAAGCUAUGAUUUCGAGUCUUCUCAACAAGGCUUCGUUCUUUCAAGACCAGGCUUACAAGAGCGACCAAAACGCUGAGCUGGGCAUUGAGGACGACCAUCACCUAUGGGAUACAGAGCCCAUGCUCAGACCCGAUUACGCCGAUGAUAAUAAGGAAGAUACACGCCCUAUUGUCAGAAGCGCUCUCCUGCAUGUCUACGAUGGCAUCUUUUCCACAAAUUCAGAGCAGGAAGCCGAGAAACAAGGUCUCUUUGCUUUUGCACCCAUCACCAACAUGCCCGGUGAGUACGAGGGCUUUAUGAAAGGUUACUCUGCAGCGGAGGUGCAGGACAUGGGUCUCCAAUUCCCCCAGCAUGUCCGCGGUUGCUGCGAUGAAGUUGCCGCCCAAUGGCACCUAUACUACGGUGCAUUAUACGCAGUUUCGAAAGAAGCAGUCAAGAAAAAGGGCCUUGAGGAGAUUCAUCCUGCUCCUGAGCAACUUGGCAAGUACUACGCUAUUAUGAAGGCUGACUCCAAGAAGGAAGCUAUCGAUCUGGGAAUGAUUGAUCCACAGCAUGCUCGCGGCUGUUGUAUUGAUGCCUUCUUCUCUAUCCCACCGCGUGUAGCUCAUAUAUACUACGGCGCGAUGGAUGCCGCUUCCACGGAGGAAGCUGAGAGUAUGGGAAUGCAGCAGCCGCGGCCUAUGCCCGACAAACUUGAUGAAUACAAUGGGGUUGUUAAUGCGUAUUCCAUGGAGGAAGCUGAGAAAAUGAAGCUUAAGGAUAUUCAGCAUGCAAAUGAAUGUUGCACUCUUGCUCGGCAUAGCCUCCCGGAGCGGAUUCAAUACCUGUACUAUGGGUACAUGUUUGGACGUUCUGAGGAGGCUGUGAUGCAAAGGGGACUGAAGGAUCCGCUUCGUAUUCCUGGGUUCCCGGACAAGUACUCUGGGGUUGUUUCUGCUUUCUCGGCUGAUCAAGCUAGGCAAAUGGGCAUAUUUGAGCCCUUGCGUGUGAUGUGGGACUCUGAAGUCCCUUUGAUGGCGGAGUUUGAGGAGUAA